CUAUUUCUCACACACCAUCCUCCGAUUCCCUCAAUUUCUCUCUUCAAACCUAAACCCUAAACCUAACCCCCCCACCAUAGCUCUCUCUCUCUCUCUCCAAGUAUAUUAAUUAAUUCACUCCACCAAAUAUAUUUAUUUAAACUUCCCCCGGAUCUUGCCUACCUUUUAAUACCCAUUAUUAUUAUAUACCUAUAUCAAUUUUCAUUAGUUUUCUUCUGCUUCUUCUUAUUUCUUCCCCGAUCAUCCUCCUCGGCCGGGUCGCUGCCACUGCCAGCUUCUUUCGGGAGAUCACUUCCCACGUCACCUCAUAAAUUCAGAUUUAGGAUCAUCCGUCCAAUAUCAACAACAAGAGAACAAUGACAACAAUUUUCCGUUUCAGAUCCAAAAAUUAAAAAAGAAAUUGAUUUCAAUUUCCAGUUAUUAGAGAUGUAAAAGCUGGAGUUUAAUUAAUUACGUUUAUGGAAAUGGAUGAUUUUACUGAUUGUGUAUUGAAAUUUUGAAACACAGAAGAAAGAAAAACCAUCCCAAAAAUUCAAAUCCAAAUUGAGAAUAGAUGGGUUUGUUAUCACUAUUGGAGGUGGCAUUAAUGCCCAAUUUACAAGUCAUUCUCAUUUGCUUGGUGGGUGCCUUUUUGGCCACCGAUUAUUGCAACCUUCUUCCCGCCCAUGCUCGAACCUCUCUCAACAAGAUUGUGUUUACUGUUUUCACUCCAUGUCUUAUAUUUGCAAAUUUGGCCAAAACAGUCACCUUUCAAGACAUUGUUUCGUGGUGGUUCAUGCCAGUGAACAUUGGUCUUACUUUUCUAUUUGGAGGAAUAUUGGGAUGGAUAGUUGUUAAAAUAUUGAAACCCAAGCCAUAUCUUGAAGGCCUUGUCAUUGCAGCCUCUUCUUCUGGGAACUUGGGUAACCUUCUUCUCAUCAUCAUCCCUGCUAUCUGUGAUGAGGAUGGUAGCCCUUUCGGUGACCGCGAUACCUGUACUUCUCUCGGACUCUCUUAUGCUUCCUUUUCCAUGGCGCUAGGUGGGUUUUACCUGUGGACUUAUACUUAUCAGCUUGUGAAAACCUCGUCCAUGCGAUUGCAAGCACUUGAAGUUGAAGAAACAGAGGAGCAGUUGAAAGCACCCAACAAGCCUUCCAAUGAAGAUCUACAAGCUCACCUUCUCAAUAAACAAAAUGGGGAACAAGCCCAUCUUCUUCCUGUUUCAGUCUCAUCUACCAACACCUUGUUGGAACAGGUUGAAUCCCAACAAGCAGCAGGUAGCUUAGAGGUAGGUAGCUUAGAGAAAGGGGAAUCACCCUCCGUUUGGGCUAAAACACUUGAAUUUAUGCAUAGCAUUAUGGAAGAAUUGAUGGCCCCUCCAUCACUAGGAGCUAUUGUGGGUUUCAUUUUUGGAGCGGUGGCAUGGCUUAGAAAUCUGGUGGUUGGGGACAAUGCUCCAUUUAGAGUCAUCCAAGACUCAGUUCAACUACUCGGAGAGGGGACAAUUCCAUGCACUACUCUCAUAUUAGGUGGGAAUCUGGUUCAAGGGUUACGGUCGUCAAAGGUGAAAGCAAGCACAAUCAUUGGAGUGAUUGGAGUUCGAUAUAUUGUAUUGCCUAUAAUUGGAAUAUCAGUAGUGAAAGCGGCAAAUGCAUUAGGGUUCUUGGCGCCGGAUCCUCUUUAUCAUUUCUUGUUGAUGGUUCAGUACACCACGCCACCCGCCAUGGCUAUUGGCACAAUGACUCAACUGUUCGGUGUUGGUCAAGAGGAAUGCUCUGUUAUUAUGCUUUGGACCUAUUUGGCUGCUGCUCUUUCUCUCGCUCUUUGGUCUGCAGUUUUCAUGUGGAUAUUGUCUUGAUUCUUUUUCUUCUUAUAUUCUUUUUGUAAAAUCUAGUAUAUUUGUUUUGCCAACCCAUUUUGCUAUAUUAAAAAAAUAUAAAAAGGGAAGUAGGUGAUAAAAUAACAUAUCAAUACUCAUUCAAUAUAUAUAUGUAUAUAUAUUUUUUUUUGUUGAAGUCAUAUACGUUAUGUAUGCAAAAGUUAAAACAUUAAUUAUUUCAACACCUUUUUCUUUGCUUCCUUGGAAAUCAA
This is a messenger RNA of Cucumis melo (muskmelon), 2070 nucleotides long. Its product is annotated as protein PIN-LIKES 7-like. NCBI's taxonomy places the organism in Eukaryota, Viridiplantae, Streptophyta, Magnoliopsida, Cucurbitales, Cucurbitaceae. The record is from RefSeq and is a predicted model, not a curated record. The transcript is spliced from 9 exons. Gene Ontology annotation, cellular component: membrane. Gene Ontology annotation, biological process: endoplasmic reticulum to cytosol auxin transport. Bases 554 to 1837 code for a protein of 427 amino acids.